AUGCGUAUGCAAGCAAUCAUAAAGGCCGCUUUCUACAACUUUAAAACUACUACUACUACUGGUCGUAAAAUUAUUUUCCUCUCUAUCCACUACACCUCAACGCAUCAGCAGAAUAACGAAGAGGUUCUGUCUUCUUCCAAGCAUGCAUUUAGCCAAAUUUAUCAACCGACUUCUUCUCGCUUAUUCGUUUCAUUUUUUGUUUCUUCUCUCUCAAGGAGUCUAUCAAUCGCAUCGAGCUUCUGUCUGUCUCACAAAAUGCUCUUCUUUUCUCUCUCUCGCGAACAAACUCUGGGUGUUAAAAUCUAUUCACCAAUGGGCCGAUCUUUUGAUCGAAUUGUUUAUGUCGCUGGAGAUUGUCCUCAACUUUUCGAAUCUAUUUCUGCUUCUCUCUCUCUCUCUCUCUCUCUCUCUAUCUAUCUAUCUAUCUAUCUAUCUAUCUAUCUAUCAAUAUCCUUUCAGGAAACGGCUGUCCACAUCUUUUUUUUCUGUUAUUGUUUUUAG
Molecule: messenger RNA, 501 nt
Organism: Acanthosepion pharaonis
Lineage: Eukaryota; Metazoa; Mollusca; Cephalopoda; Sepiida; Sepiidae
Source: the annotation of a GenBank genome assembly